This is a messenger RNA of Jatropha curcas, 1434 nucleotides long. Its product is annotated as WAT1-related protein At2g39510. Gene Ontology annotation, cellular component: membrane. The record is from RefSeq and is a predicted model, not a curated record. NCBI's taxonomy places the organism in Eukaryota, Viridiplantae, Streptophyta, Magnoliopsida, Malpighiales, Euphorbiaceae. Gene Ontology annotation, molecular function: transmembrane transporter activity.
ACUAAACCUGCAUUAAAUAUUCAUGGCAAAUGUAAAUGCAUUCAAGAUUAUCAAUUGGAGAUUUGCUCCUCAUUUUCUCCUAAUUUUUGUUCAAAUCAGUUUUUCAUUUCUCUACUUUGUGACAGAAGCUGCCUUCAAGCAUGGAUUGAAUCCCCAUGUCUAUGUAACCUAUCGAUAUAUUUUAGGCAGUCUUAUUGUCAUUCCUUUCGCCUAUUUUCUUGAAAGAAAAGUGAGGCCAAAAAUGACGUUUCUCUUGUUUUUAGAGAUAUUUGUGCUGUCUCUUCUGGGGGCCAGCCUGACGCUUAACAUGUACUUCGCAAGCUUGAAAUACACCUCUCCUACAUUUGUUACAUCACUGACCAACAUCAUUCCUUCCAUGACUUUUCUAUUUGCGAUUAUAUUUAGGUUGGAGGUUGUUGAUGUAAGGAACUUCCGCGGAAUAGCUAAAAUCAUUGGAACCUUAACGUCCUUGGCAGGGGCUUCAAUAGUCACCUUUUACAAGGGACCUCUCAUGCAAAGCUUGCAGGGUGCCCCAAUGCAUAUCAGAAGUAAUCCUGUUCAACAGAACUGGGUGAAAGGUUCAUUUCUACUUGCAGCAAGCUGCUUAACGUGGUCUAUGUGGUUCAUUUUGCAGGUAUAUACAUUGAAAAAGUAUCCUGCACAACUAUCACUGACUGCAUGGAUAAACUUUCUUGGGGGAGCACAAUCAGCUGUCUUCACCUUGUUUAUUCAGCACAAACCCGGGGCAUGGUAUAUCAGUUUUGACAUCAACUUCUGGUGCAUUCUAUAUGCUGGAAUUGUUAUAUGUGCUGUAACAGUUUUUGCUCAACUGUGGUGCACAAAACAGAAAGGACCAGUCUUUGUAACUAUGUUUGCUCCCCUUUCAACAUUACUGGUAGCAUUUCUGGCUUACUUUUUCUUUGGCGAAGAACUGCGAAUGGGAAGCUUGCUGGGAGGAGCCGUUAUUGUUAUUGGACUGUACAUAUUGUUGUUAGGCAAAGAAGGAGAUGGAGACCAGAUUAAGUCAAAAGAUGAAUCAUUUCCAGCUUAUGAUGAGGAGAAGGAUCUUCAGACACAGAUGGAAACUUCUGCGAGAAGAGAAGCAGCGCAGCAGGACUUUGAGAAAUAAACCUACAUUAUGGGAAUGAUAUCAAAGAACAUAUGCUUAGGAAAAAUAAGUGAAUAUGAUAAUAAUAAAAGUUCGUAUGGAGCAACUUACCCAGGUGGACAGAUAUGGAUUUGCAGAAAACUUAUCUCUCCAGGUCUAUGAGGCUGAGGCUCAUGCUUUGUUUGUUAAACUUGCAUUUUUUAUUUGUCAUUAUAUUUUACACAGCAAAAUGGACAAAGAAAAAGAAAGUAUACCAGGACUAUCCUUGGUUGUAAAAUUCAACCCUUGUUUUUGACAAAUUAAGAUGCAAAAUCUUGCCUGGAUAA